This is a messenger RNA of Microthlaspi erraticum, 1398 nucleotides long. The record is from the annotation of a GenBank genome assembly. NCBI's taxonomy places the organism in Eukaryota, Viridiplantae, Streptophyta, Magnoliopsida, Brassicales, Brassicaceae.
AUGGAAUCGAUGGACAUGAAUUCAAUGGCAGCAUCGAUCGGCGUAUCGGUCGCCGUCCUUCGUUUCCUCCUCUGCUUCGUCGCCACGAUUCCGGUCUCCUUCGCCUGGCGAAUCGUCCCGGGUCGACUCGGCAAACACAUCUAUUCCGCAGCUUCGGGUGUCCUCCUCUCUUACCUGUCCUUCGGAUUCUCCUCCAAUCUCCACUUCCUCGGUCCGAUGACGAUCGGAUAUGCCUCAAUGGCGAUUUACCGACCCAAGUGUGGAAUCAUCACUUUCUUCCUGGGUUUCGCUUACCUCAUUGGAUGUCAUGUGUUCUACAUGAGUGGAGAUGCGUGGAAAGAAGGAGGAAUUGACUCUACUGGAGCGUUAAUGGUGUUAACGCUGAAAGUAAUCUCGUGUUCGAUGAACUACAAUGAUGGAAUGUUGAAGGAGGAAGGUCUACGGGAAGCUCAGAAGAAGAACCGAUUGAUUGGGAUGCCGUCUUUGAUCGAAUACUUUGGUUACUGCCUUUGUUGCGGUAGCCAUUUCGCUGGUCCGGUUUAUGAAAUGAAAGAUUAUCUCCAAUGGACAGAAGGCAAAGGAAUUUGGGACACUUCUGUGAAAAGAAAGCGUCCAUCUCCUUAUGGAGCUACGAUCCGAGCUGUGUUCCAAGCUGCGAUUUGUAUGGCUUUGUAUCUCUACUUAGUGCCUCGAUACCCGUUAACUCGGUUUACUGAGCCUGUGUACCAAGAAUGGGGAUUUUGGAGGAAGUUUAGUUACCAAUACAUGGCUGGACUCACUGCUCGUUGGAAGUAUUACUUUAUCUGGUCAAUAUCAGAGGCUUCUAUUAUCAUCUCUGGUUUGGGUUUCAGUGGCUGGACUGAUGAAACUUCGUCAAAGGCGAAAUGGGACCGUGCCAAGAACGUCGAUAUUCUCGGUGUCGAGCUUGCUAAGAGCGCUGUUCAGAUUCCGCUCUAUUGGAACAUACAAGUCAGCACUUGGCUCCGUCACUACGUGUAUGAGAGACUUGUGAAGAACGGGAAGAAAGCUGGUUUCUUCCAGUUGCUAGCUACGCAAACCGUUAGCGCGGUUUGGCAUGGGCUGUAUCCUGGUUAUAUGAUGUUCUUUGUUCAGUCAGCUUUGAUGAUCGCUGGCUCACGAGUUAUCUACCGAUGGCAACAAGCGAUCAGUCCGAGUUUAGGUGUGCUGAGAAAAGUCAUGGUGUUCGUCAACUUCCUUUACACGGUUUUGGUUCUCAACUACUCAGCCGUCGGUUUCAUGGUGUUAAGCUUGCACGAAACACUCACCGCCUAUGGGAGCGUAUAUUACAUCGGAACAAUCAUACCUGUCGUACUGAUUCUCCUCGGUAACGUUGUUCCUACGAAGCCCUCUCGACCAAAACCGCGCAAAGAAGAAUAA